Lutra lutra (Eurasian river otter) is the source of this 5593-nucleotide messenger RNA. It is a transcript of the gene C14H10orf71, whose product is annotated as chromosome 14 C10orf71 homolog. Gene Ontology annotation, biological process: positive regulation of calcineurin-NFAT signaling cascade. The coding region runs from base 675 to 4895 and encodes 1406 amino acids. The transcript is spliced from 4 exons. NCBI's taxonomy places the organism in Eukaryota, Metazoa, Chordata, Mammalia, Carnivora, Mustelidae. The record is from RefSeq and is a predicted model, not a curated record. Gene Ontology annotation, cellular component: Z disc.
CCGGCUGGGUCUCUAUUUAGGUACGUUUCACGAACGUCCGGCGUCUGGACGACUUCUGGGCACUGAUUUUCCCCAGGUGGGCAGGUCUGUGAGAACGGAGAGGUGUGGGUCUUGCCUCCCACCCCGGCUGAACUUUGGGCAGCCCAGAGAAGGAGGGAAGAAGUUUCGGCGGCCAGGCAGAGCCGGGCUGCUGGAGGCGUCAGGGUUCUCUCCGGUUCCCAGGGAGGCCUGCAGAGCCAGCAGCUGGGCCACGCGGAGAGUGGAAGAUGGGCAGUGAUGAUAGCAAAUAUAAGCAUGAGAAGAAGUUUUUAAACUACGGACUCUAAAACCCAGCAAGGCAGGCACCUGCAGCCCCCAUUGCUCUAACAGUUUUAGUUACCAACGGUCAGCCGUGGUCCAGAAGCCCAUGCUCCUCCCUCUGAUGUACGGUCAGAAGUCAGUAGUAGCCUAACGCUCCAUCACCGUGCCCACGUCAUUCAUCCCACAUCAUCUCAUCACACAGACAUUCUAUCAUCUCACAUCAUCACAAGAAGGAAAAAAAAAAAAAUCCCACUUUGCAAUUGCAUCUGAUCAACAGGAAGCUCUAGUUUUGUGGGAAGAGGACUGCUGUUCCAGAAUCGUCCCACGGAGGCACCCACCAGCUGACCAGGGACAGCCCUCCCAGCUGGCGGAUAAUGCAGGGCAAUAAGAAGUGCACGGAUGGGUUCAGCGACUCCUCAAGCAUCGGCAGCGUGCUGGACGAUGCCGACAGGGAGGUUAGCAGCCUCACAGACCGGGCCUUCCGGAGCUUGUGCAUCUCAGAGGACACAUCCUUCAACGACUCUGACCUGACCAUGUCCCCGGACAUCACCCGCCAGGUGCUGGGGACUUUUCACCAGGGAACGGUAAGCCACACCCACAGGAAAAGCAGCAUCUGGAGCCAGUUACCGUCGCAAGGCACCGAGCAUGCGGGCUGGGCGGCCACGUUCCAACAGCUACCCAAGUACGUUCAAGGGGAGGAGAAGUACCCCAAGAGCAGCCCCCCACUGACACCAGCCCAGAGGAGACUGGAAGUGCCCCUUUCCGGCCUGAGGAGCAGCAGCAAGCCGGCUUCGAAAGUGUCAUCACUAAUUAAAUCUUUUGACAGGACUGAGAGCCAACGUUGUGACAGCAGGCCUCCGACUAGUAAGCCCCCAGCUCUCAAAAAUCCCCCUAAAUUUGCUCCUCUUCCAGAAAGUGGUGUCAACUUCUGCUUCGAUUCUGCAUUUCUGACCGUCAGGAGGGUGCCUGCUGAAGUCUCUAGCGCCCAUCAAAUUAGCCACCAGUCUGGAAGGAAGCAUGGAGAGCAGGAGUCCCCUAAGAAUCCCAAAAUGGCCUGUCAUGGCUCCAGCAGCUUCCUCCCAACACCCGAUAAUGCAGCCAGCUCGUUUGAGUCCAAGUUCCCAUCCCCGCCCCACAAGCCAGCCCAGGGUGAGCCCGGAAGAGGUAAGGAGUGGCCUCGCAAGGGAACCUUUCUUCAUAGUGAAAACAGUGCUUUUGAGUCAUGGAACCCCCACCAACCGAGGCUGCCCGAGAGAAAGGAGGUCGCUGACCCUGUCCCAGAAAGCAAAACUCCCAAGCAUUACGAGGAUGCACCCAUGUUAAGAGAGCCCCCUGCCCCUGAACACAGAGUCUCCCCCUGCCAAGCCCAGGCCAGCUGCAGCCAGGAGGAGAAGAGGUUGGCAGCAGGGGCUGUCACCACAUCUGGACCCUGGGGAGCUAGGGAUCCAGGAGCCCAGGCAUUCGCUGUGGAGGGAAAAGCUUCAAGCUCACAGUCUGACCCUCAGAUGAAGCCGACCCAGGCCCCAUGGAGGAAACCAAAGCCUGGCAAAGGAAGGAAAGAAAGUCUACCAGAUGCUUCGGAAGAGAAGAAGCAGGCCACCAGAAGGGGCCCAGCCUUGUAUACAAAGCACAAUCCCCAGGAUCAAUUUCCAGAAAACGAGGCUCUUGACCUGCCCAUGGACCCCAAUGAGCAUUAUAGUCCUCCUUUUAACAUCAGUAAGCUUCUGACUCCCGUCAUCCCCACCAAGCAUGUCCUGGAGCCAUCCAACAGCCAGCCGGUGGAGAUGACCCCAUCACCCCCAGGACAGCUGAAUGGGUACCAAGAGAAGGAGCCCAGUGAAGGUCAGUCUCGGGACAGCUACAGAUCCAAAGCCCCCAGCCUGCUGUUCAACCUCAAGGACGUGCGGAAGCGUGUGAAGAGCACGUACAGCCCCUCACCACUCCUGAAGGGCCUUGAGGAGAAAAGCAGAGGCAAGCAAGAACCCGUGAGCAAUGGCGUCCUCCUUCCCAAUGGGCUGGAGGAGAGCCCUUCAAAUGAGCUUCCUAAGGAGAGACCAGCUGAUGGCUCUUCUGGGUCGCACAUGAGUACCCGGAAGGACCCUGACGCUGACCCCUGUGCACCCUCUUCAGAGACCUGUCUAACUCUUAGCUCACCCCCAGCUACCACCCAAGCCCCUUUCUGCAUCAACGGGGAGGGAGCUGACAGAAACAGCUACGAGAAAGACGAUGGAGACCCAGAGAUGGGCAUCAUCAGGUCAGGCAAGAGUCCAGACGCCGGCAAACCCUGCCCCAGGAAGCGUCUGUCCCUGAGGCUUUGCAGCAGAGAGCCUGAGGCAGGGAAGGCUGCAGAGAAACCUAAGACCCCCAGCCUUGAGAAGGGGUUCCUGAGAUCCGUGUCUCAAGAGACAGAACCUGAGAGAGACGCAGGACUGCAGAAUCCCAACUUGAACCAGAAAUUCUCCCCAGGGCCCCUCUCUCCCGAAGAAGAAGAUGUGUUUUACAGUGACACCCAAUCAGAUUUCAUGCCAGGCUUCAAAAGUAAGGCCAAGUUCAGCACCAGCUCUUCAGACCAGUCCUUUGCCUCAUUUGAGGAUCAGCAGAAAACGUGGUUCACCGAGAGCCAGCAGGAAGACAGGAGGAAUGACGGAAGUGCGGGAGACAGUCGGAAGGACGAGAAGGAGAAAGCGAUGGGGAGUGAUGAGCUCCAGCACGGUGCCCUGAGUAAUGCACCCGCAUGUGUGCAGGAGCACAGCAAGGGGGAAACAUUGCAAGGAGAAGGGGAAGGUUUGUCUGGAUGUAGACCCAGGGGAGCAUCGGGAGAGGAGGCUAACUUCAGAGGUACUUGGAUGGGGGGAAGUAAGGAUACAGCCAAAGAAUUUACCCCCUCGCCAUCUUCCACUUCAAACAAGCACAUACUGUUUGCGAUUAAAGACAACACCCUCAGGGCCACCCCCGUGAUAAAACCCAUCAUGCUGCCCCUCCUGAGGACCAUGUCAUCAGAGGACUCACUGGGUGGCAGCCACAAAGAGGAUGACUUGCCAAAGCCAGGCUGGGGAGAAGAGGCUGGUCUUGGUGGCUCUGAGAGCAAGGAAAUGGCCAACAUCCCAACCCCCGCUAGCAUGCAGGACACACACUCGAAGCACACAGCCUGGGAGGGCACGGAGCACCAUGGGCGAGUGCCCAGCAUGGCCCAGAUGGAGAUUUCCCAGCCAGUCCCAACCAGAAUUGGCCCAUCUCCUCCACUCAUGGGAGAGGGUGGAGGGCUGAAGCCACCCCCAGAGGAGGCACGUCACCUUGUGGCAAACAAAGGCAAGAACAGUUCCACGGACCAGGGGAAGCUGGAUGCUCCAAGCGGUAUCCCCACCAUCACUUUGCCCCAAGGCGAGGCAGAAGACCAGCCACCCCCACGGCAGCUGGGAAUGUGUUGGGAAGAACACACACAAGAUUUCAAAAGUCACUUAUUGUCUACACCCAGAGCAGGGCCCCCAGGGAGAAGACUGGUGCCCGGGGAGAUGGCUGUUUCUCCUAAUGCCAGCUCCCUGGAUGAGAGCAGCGCGUGCUCUCCUGCCACCAGCAGCAUCUGGGACGAUGCUUCCCAGGCCCCCACUGAGCCGGGCCUGCUGCCAGGGCUGUCUCCUUACCCCAGUCCCUGCACCGGCCUCUACCCUGCCAGGGUCGCCCGGCGGGAGGACCUGACACACGCCCUCACGUGGGAGGCUGGCUCGGACCCCCAACUUGAGCCAUCCGCGGAAGACCUCAGGACCCUUUCUCCAAGAGGUUCAGUGCUGGACAUGGCCAGCAGCUCCGCAGGCCUCCCUGAGAAACCAGAGCCCCCUGCUCCACUCGAGAGGGCGGUCGGCAAGCCACCGGUGGUCCCACCCAAAACAGAGAAGGCCCUGCGGCGGGCAAAAAAGCUGGCAAGCAAGAGGAGAAAGACCGACCAACUGCAAGAGAAGCAUGGUGAACCCGAUGAAGAAAAGCCCUUCCUGGAGGACUGGGAGCGCAGGCCACCAUCGCCUGGAGAGAGGCCCCGACCCAGGUUCCCCGAGGUCCGUUCCGUGCCCCCUCCCACCCACCGCCACUCAGUGUCUGCCUUCUCAGAGCCACUCAGGAGGCAGCCUGGGGGGUCCCAGUCCCUUAUGCCUCUGGUCCCUUACCCUGCCACCCAGAAGGUCCUCCAAGACCCCCAAUCUGGAGAGUACUUUGUCUUCGACCUGCCACUCCAGGUGAAAAUCAAGACCUUCUAUGACCCAGAGACAGGCAAAUAUGUCAAGGUCCCCAUCCCAUCCUCUGAGGGGGGUUCCCCUGAGCCGCCCCCACCAAACACACCUGCUUCUCCCUACAUGCUGUAUCCCCACUUCCGGGCCCUGCCAUUGAUGCCGCUGCGCUGCUCCUCUCAGCUCUCCGCCCCCACCUUCUUCAGGCAGGGCCCACACACCCCCGAGGUGGCCGGCCCGGGGUCCCAGAGGGCCCGUGAGGCUGGCAUGCCAAUGGCACCUCCCCGGCGCUCAGGGGAGGAGCGGGGAGAUGCUCCGCGCCUGGGCAUCAUCUCUACCAAUGACCUAGAGGACUUCGCCACAGAAGGCAUUUCUUGAGAAUUACAGCAGAAUAACUCCCCCUCAAAUAAACCCAGAAGAACUUAUUUCCCCUUUCCCCCAAAUGAUCAGUCACUUAUACACACACACACACACACACACACACACACACACACACACAUCAACAUGUACUUAGCCAUGUGGGAUCCCUAACGUCUCAAAGGAAGUGGGGAUUGAGAAAACCCCACCUGAGGGGCUUCCUGGGGCUCUCCUCCCUGGGAGCGUGCUGUUUGCAUAACCCUUCCUGGAUUCUGGAUCUGCUCCCCUUCCCCCUUUCUUCUCCCCUCCCUUUCUCCCUGUCCUCCUCUGGCCAUGCCAUGGGAGUGAGUCCCGCCUGGUUCCUAAUGGCCACUCUGCUCAGGCACCCCACCUACUUCUUCUCAAGGGCCAACUCCUGCAGUGAGCCUAUUCCCAAGCCCCCAGAAAUGCUGCACUGCACUGAGCCCAGCCCUGCCGGGCAAGCAGACCACCCGGCACAGUCUCUCCAGGUCCAGCAUGGCACAGAGAAGCACCUCCACCCUCGCUCCCAUGCUCUAACCAUUUCCAGCUCACUUCAGGCAGAAAUGGCUAAGGACUGCCCCAAGGCAACUUUGCAGAAAUGCUGAUUUGGAUAGAAUGGGUUUUCUUUACUGAGGAAGAUUUCCUCUGAAGGCUAUUUUCUGAUAAAGAAAAGGCUACCUUUUAAAAAGUGAAACAAG